This is a messenger RNA of Spodoptera littoralis (African cotton leafworm), 1539 nucleotides long. The record is from the annotation of a GenBank genome assembly. Lineage: Eukaryota; Metazoa; Arthropoda; Insecta; Lepidoptera; Noctuidae.
AUGGGUUUUCUAGAAGAAAGGGAUCUGUCUGAGGUGCCGACCAUCCCUGAGUUCUAUAUGGGGAAGACAAUUUUUAUCACCGGAGGAUCUGGUUUCAUCGGCAAGGUCCUGAUAGAGAAGCUUCUCUACUCCUGCUCAGAACUGGACAGAAUAUAUCUGCUUAUGCGCAAUAAGAAAGGAGUGAAGUCUGAAGAUAGGCUCGCCCAGCUAUAUGCUACUCCUUGUUUCGAUCGUCUGAAAAAGAAGAGGCCAGGAGUCUUCGAUUCUAAAGUCUUCAUCGUUUCUGGCGAUGUCUUGGAGCCUGGACUGGGUUUAUCACAAGAAGACAGAGCUCUCCUAGUCAACCGUGUGAAUGUCAUCUUCCAUGUAGCUGCAAGCGUCAGGUUCGACGACACACUGAAGUAUGCAGCGCAAAUGAACCUGAGAGGCACUAUGCAAGUUAUGGAGCUGGCUAAGGAAGUCAGAGAUUUAACUGCUGUCGUUCACGUAUCGACUUCGUAUUCUAAUACAAAUAGAGAUCCCAUUGAGGAGGUGUUAUACCCUCCUCUAGCUGACUGGAGGGAGACCCUGGCUGUUUGCGAGUCUGCUGAUGAGCAUACCAUGAAAGUGCUGACUCCGAAGUACCUCGGAGAGCUUCCAAACACGUAUACCUUCACGAAGCAGCUGGCAGAACAUGUGGUAGCUGAAUACAAAGGACAGCUUCCAAUUGUCAUCGUCAGACCUUCGAUAGUAAUUUCCAGUGUAGAAGAACCAAUGCCUGGUUGGAUAGAGAACUUCAAUGGUCCUGUUGGAAUAUUUGUGGCAUGUGGCAAAGGUAUUAUGCGAACAAUUCACACGAAACCAGACAUAAUUUGUGAUUUUAUACCCGUGGACAUUUGUGCUAAAAAUAUAAUUGCUGGAUCAUGGAUCAGAGGCACAAAGCCUUUGGAGCCGACAGAUGACAUAGAAAUCUACAACUGUUGUUCUGGCAAUCUGAACAACAUGUUGAUGGGCGACCUCGUGGAUAUGUCCAAACAUGUCUCCAAGGAGAUCCCGCUGGACGACAUGUUGUGGCAUACUGGUGGCACAAUUACUACUAAUCCUGUUUAUCAUUAUAUUAAGGUAUUAAUCCAGCACUUGCUUCCAGCUAUUUUAGUGGACACACUACUCUGGUUGAUUGGAAAGAAACCUAUGCUGGUCAAAAUCCAACGCCGCAUCUACAUAGCAAACCUCGCCCUAAGUUACUAUCUAACCCAGCAAUGGACCUUUGACAAUACGAACUUUGUGCAUCUCCGUUCAGUAUUGAAACAUUCGGAUACGAAGCAGUUCUAUUAUGACUUGGAGACCACUGACCUGGUGGAAUACUUCACUAAAUGCUGUCUAGGAGGCAGGAAGUUCUUAUUAAAGGAGAAGGAUGAGAAUCUUCCUAAGGCCAGGGCUCAUUGUAAAAGAAUGAUGAUACUAGACCAGGCGGUACAAGUUGUUUUCCAUGCUGUCUUAUUCUGGUGGAUCUGUAUGAAGCUGGUCCAACUGUUUGGGAUUCAAAGUAAUUUAUUCUAA